Ictalurus punctatus (channel catfish) is the source of this 983-nucleotide messenger RNA. It is a transcript of the gene rpf2, whose product is annotated as ribosome production factor 2 homolog. The record is from RefSeq and is marked provisional. Lineage: Eukaryota; Metazoa; Chordata; Actinopteri; Siluriformes; Ictaluridae. Gene Ontology annotation, molecular function: rRNA binding. Gene Ontology annotation, cellular component: nucleolus. Gene Ontology annotation, biological process: maturation of LSU-rRNA from tricistronic rRNA transcript (SSU-rRNA, 5.8S rRNA, LSU-rRNA); ribosomal large subunit assembly.
GCACGUGUGUUCAGCUACCGGAGAGUAAACGGUGUAAAAUGACGCAGUCAGGCGGUGUGGUGAAGCCGAAGACGAAGCGCUCCAAGCGUUUCCUGCAGACCCGAGAACCCAAGCUGACGGAGAACUCGAAGAACGUCAUGAUCAUGAAGGGAGGGAACACGAGCGAAACCGUCACACACGCCCUCAAAGACGUGUACGCACUGAAGAAACCCAACGCUGUUCUGUACAAGAAGAAGAACAUCAUGAGGCCGUUUGAAGACUCCACGUCACUGGAAUUCUUCUCCAAGAAGUCAGACUGCUCGCUGUUCCUGUUCGGCUCCCACAACAAGAAACGACCGAACAACCUGAUAUUCGGUCGCAUGUUUGAUUUCCACGUGUUGGACAUGUUUGAGCUCGGCAUUGAGAAGUUCACAUCGCUCAAAGAGGUUAAGAACAGUAAGUGUGCAGAGGGUACGAAGCCCAUGUUGGUGUUUGCAGGUGAACUGUUUGAGACGGAUAAAGAAUACGUACGCCUCAGGAGUGUCCUGACAGAUUUUUUCCGAGGUCCGUCUGUAUCCGCCGUGCGUCUGGCCGGUCUCGAUCACGUUCUCCACUUCACUGCUCUGGACGGAAAAAUCUACCUGCGCAGCUACAGGGUGCUGUUGAAGAAGUCAGGCUGUCGGACACCGAGGAUAGAGUUGGAGGAAAUGGGUCCGUCAUUAGACCUGGUUGUGAGGAGGACUCACCUGGCCUCAGAUGACCUGUACAGGACCGCACUCAGACAGCCCAAAGGAGUCAAGCCCAAGAAGAAGAAGAACGUCUCCCACGAUACCUUUGGGACCAGAUACGGCCGGCUGCACAUGCAGAAACAGGACCUCAGCAAACUGCAGACCAGGAAGAUGAAGGGACUGAGGAAGAGGAAAGGAGAUGUCGCCAUGGAGACCGGAGAGACGAUAUCACCCAAGAAAUCCAAAGCUCAGGAAUAAAGGCAUCUCUGUCAGAAA